ACACAACUCCGAAAAUAUACGGAUAUGCUCGGGUGUUUUCCUUUAAAAAUAAAUAACAAGGCAUGGCAGGCUUAGAGUUACUUUCUGAACAAGGUUUUAGAAUUGAUGGCAGAAAACCGUCGGAACUCAGACGAAUUCGAUGUAAACUUGGUGUAUUUAACCAGGCCGAUGGAUCAGCAUACAUCGAACAAGGCAACACCAAAGUACUAGCGGCUGUCUAUGGUCCACAUGAGAUACGUGGAAGCCGUUCAAAAAUCUUACAUGACAGAGUUCUAGUCAACUGCCAGUACAGCAUGGCAACGUUCAGUACAGGAGAGAGAAAAAGAAGGCCCAGGGGUGACAGAAAAUCAAAGGAAAUGACCAUGCACCUUCAACAGACGUUUAACGCAGCCAUUCUAACAAAUCUUCACCCCCGAUCACAAAUAGACAUUUUUGUUGAGGUGUUACAGUCAGAUGGAGGUAAUUACUGUGCAAGUGUGAACGCAGCAACCCUUGCUCUGAUUGAUGCAGGUAUUCCAAUGAAGGACUAUGUGUGUGCCUGUGCAGCAAGCUACGUUAGUGACACACCUAUAGUUGACAUAAACUACUUGGAAGAAUCCUCAGGCGGUGCUGAAUUGAUAGUUGCCACGCUACCAAAGUCGGAACAAAUCGUGUUCCUCGAACAGAACUCGCGACUUCACGAGGACAAUCUGGGCCCAGUAUUGGAUCUGGCGGUGAAGGGUUGUAAGGACAUACAUGCAGUGUUAGACCAGGCUGUCAAAGACCAUGUGGCAGAGGCCACCGCUGGCUCUAGUAUUGAGUGAAAAGACAACUCAUGAGUGUGGUCACAUAUUAUGUCCAAGUAAGCUGUUCAUCAGAUUAGCCUUGCUGUGGGAUUACUGGGCUUAGUUUAACACAAGUGCAAUCAGGGACGACACUUUCCACCGUAAGUGGAAUUUUCGCAAAGAAGAGACUUCUUUUAACUGAAAAAAACAACAUAAAGAUAUUGUUUAAUUGUGAAAAAUUGACCAAAAGUCACCUUCUGUCAUAACUGACAAUUGGACAUCAAGAAUUACAAACUUCGAAUUUGGGGUCAUAUUUGUGAUACUUUUAGCUGUUUUUGACAUACUUGGGUGGAUUUUCAUCAAAUAAAUGGUUUUUAAUCAUAGAUGAACGCUUCCUACUGGCAACCACAAUGACAUAUGUGUGCAGUGUUUGAUCUUUCAUGCUGUUGCGUAGUGUUAUUCAAUACACCUGUGAAAUCAUCGUUGGAUACCUUUUACUAUAUAUAUGUUAUAUAAGGACCAAAAUAAAAAAUUUAAGGAUU
This is a messenger RNA of Dreissena polymorpha, 1306 nucleotides long. RefSeq names its product exosome complex component RRP41-like. Gene Ontology annotation, biological process: nuclear mRNA surveillance; U4 snRNA 3'-end processing; rRNA catabolic process. NCBI's taxonomy places the organism in Eukaryota, Metazoa, Mollusca, Bivalvia, Myida, Dreissenidae. Gene Ontology annotation, cellular component: cytoplasmic exosome (RNase complex); nucleolus; nuclear exosome (RNase complex). The coding region runs from base 63 to 803 and encodes 246 amino acids. The transcript is spliced from 3 exons. The record is from RefSeq and is a predicted model, not a curated record.